AUGACCCAAGUAGUUGUUCUCGGAGCAGGUGUUCUAGGCCUUACUACUGCAAUAGAGUUGAAGAAAUGGGACCCAAAUUUACAGAUUUCUAUUAUUGGACAUCAUUUACCAGGUGAUAUUGACCCUUCCUAUACAUCCCCUUAUGCUGGAGCCAAUUGGCAAUCUUUUGCAACUUUCGAGGACACUAGAUUACAGAAGAUUGACGAAAAAGGGUAUAAAAGGUUUUUACAGCUUGCCAAAGACGAUUUUAGAUCGGGGAUAUGGUCAGUAGACACAAUAUCAUAUUUUACUGAUUAUGCAGUAAGUCGAGCCAAGGGUAAUUUCAGACAAUUCAUUCCAUGGUACAGAAACGUUGUUGAGGAUUUCAAGAUUAUUGACUCUCAAGAUAUCCCUUUUGCAGAUAUUUCUUUUGGAACAAAGUUUAAGGGAGUUGUCAUUUCCGUUCCUACGUAUCUUUCCUUCUUGGUACAACAAAAUAAGGAAUUGGGAAAUGCAAUUGCUAAAAUUCCAUUACUCAAAGAUAUAGAAGAGGCAAGAAAUUUCACCACUACUGGCAAAAAAGCAGAUAUUGUGAUUAAUGCAAGUGGUUUGGGUGCUUCAGCUUUGAAAGGGGUUGAUGAUAGGAAAAUUAACUUUUCUGUUAGGGGACAAGUGUUGCUAGUUAAAAACAACAUCAAGUCGAUGGUUUCGGUUGAUGGGUUUCCUGGAUUUCCAAAUGAAAUGUUGUACAUGAUGCCCAGAAAGGAAGGUGGCACCAUUAUUGGAGGUUGCUUCUUGGCCGGCGAUAAAAACGAGAAAGAAGAUAAAGAGUUGACUUCGAGGCUAAUCAACAGAGCAAUCAAAUACGCGCCUGAAAUUGUUGACCCAGAGUAUAAGAAUAAUCCAAUUGAGAUAGAGAUUAAGCAAGUGAAUGUUGGGUUUAGACCAUUUAGGGAAGACGGUCCACGAGUCGAACUCGAUAAGCAUCGUAAAUGGUUAAUCCAUGAAUAUGGUGCAGGUGCUGGUGGAUACCAAGGAAGCUAUGGUCUUGCUCAAGAAGUUGUAAAAAUUGUUAAGGAUAAUCUAUCUAAAGGGAAUUCCAAGUUAUAA
Messenger RNA from Lodderomyces oxycetoniae, 1089 nucleotides. RefSeq names its product Dao1p (gene DAO1). The transcript has a single exon. Gene Ontology annotation, biological process: D-amino acid catabolic process. The record is from RefSeq and is a predicted model, not a curated record. Lineage: Eukaryota; Fungi; Ascomycota; Pichiomycetes; Serinales; Debaryomycetaceae. The coding region runs from base 1 to 1089 and encodes 362 amino acids. Gene Ontology annotation, molecular function: FAD binding; D-amino-acid oxidase activity. Gene Ontology annotation, cellular component: cytoplasm.